Messenger RNA from Hemiscyllium ocellatum (epaulette shark), 1080 nucleotides. RefSeq names its product C-C chemokine receptor type 4-like. The coding region runs from base 1 to 1080 and encodes 359 amino acids. The record is from RefSeq and is a predicted model, not a curated record. NCBI's taxonomy places the organism in Eukaryota, Metazoa, Chordata, Chondrichthyes, Orectolobiformes, Hemiscylliidae. Gene Ontology annotation, cellular component: membrane. Gene Ontology annotation, biological process: immune response; G protein-coupled receptor signaling pathway; chemotaxis. The transcript has a single exon. Gene Ontology annotation, molecular function: chemokine receptor activity.
AUGGAUCACAGGAUGAACACAACUGAAAAUCUGUUCAGCACGUUCAGUGACUACAAUUACGACGAACAGUAUGUUCCAUGUGAUACACAAUCUGCAAAUGUUUUUGGUGCAACCUUCCUACCAGUCCUGUACUCCCUGGUGUUUCUCUUUGGUCUACCUGGGAACACACUUGUGUUGUGGGUUGUUUUAAAACAUAGACGUCUUACAAAAUUGACAGAUAUUUAUCUUUUCAAUUUGUCGUUAUGUGACUUGCUGUUUGUGAGCACACUUCCUUUCUGGGCAUAUUCUGCUGCAAAUCAAUGGAUUUUUGGAGAAGCCUUUUGCAAGAUUGUUUCUGCUGCUUAUGAGCUGGGCUACAAUGGUGGCACAAUGUUCAUAAUCUUGAUAACUGUAGACCGCUACCUUGCAAUCGUUCACGCUGUAUUCUCGGUCAGGACUAGGACUGUUCGAAAUGGGAUCAUUUCAAGUAUAGUGAUGUGGUGUGUAGCUUUGGUUGUCUCAUCUCCCACAAUAAUAUUUAACAAAAUUGAAAGAGUUGGGGAAAGAUUUGUUUGCCAUACUUUCUUUCCACAGGGCAAUGUUUCAAAUUGGAAACUCUUUAUCCUUUUCAAAUCCAUUGUUUUGGGUUUUUGUGUUCCAUUGGCUUUUAUAGUUUUCUGUUAUACAAGAAUAAUUCAAACCCUGCAUAAAAACAGAAGCUAUAAGAAACACAGGGCUAUAAAAGUUAUAUUUACUGUGGUUAUUGUGUUUCUUGUAUUUUGGACACCAUACAACAUUGUGAUGUUGCUGGAGUCAUUGAGAGAACAGAAUGUUUUAACUGGCUGUGAGUUCCGAAAACGUCUACUGAUUGCCCAGCAAGUAACUGAAUCCAUCACAUUUGUACAUUGCUGUUUAAACCCAGUCAUUUAUGCAUUUCUGGGUGAAAGAUUUCGAUUCUAUCUUUGCAGACUUCUUUACAGUUGUUUGCCUCCAUCACUUAGAUAUAAAGUCAGUGACCAAUCUCCUUUGGCUUCUCGUGUUUUACCUGUUUCUGUCCGCUCACAAUUCUCUGGGGACCAUGACUCCUCCACACUUUUGUAG